This is a messenger RNA of Salmo salar (Atlantic salmon), 1338 nucleotides long. Its product is annotated as mimecan. The record is from RefSeq and is a predicted model, not a curated record. Gene Ontology annotation, biological process: articular cartilage development; bone development. Gene Ontology annotation, molecular function: protein binding. Lineage: Eukaryota; Metazoa; Chordata; Actinopteri; Salmoniformes; Salmonidae. Gene Ontology annotation, cellular component: extracellular matrix.
UGUUCCAUAAACUCUCCCAUGCUUCAAGAAUCCCCUGGAAGAUACUUCUGCAGGCUUUAAAUACUGAUUUGACAAAUCACAUUUUACACACAGCCUGCCACUGAGAAAAUAGCCUACUACUACUAGCCCAUAGCUUGCACAACACACCACAGCACAGACACACAGACACGAUGGGAACUGUGAGAGUGUUACUCUUCUCCGUUCUACUGUCACCGUGGGUGCUCUCCUUGACUGGGAAACACUUUAACCAGGAUUCAACCAUCCGACUGGAACAACAGGAUGUAUUGUUUGAUAGAGAAGCUUAUCUGGAAGCAAGGAGGUCUAAGAGAGAAGCAGCAGAGUUGUGGCUGGGAGAGGACUAUGACUCCAGCAUGGUCUUCCUGCCUGCUGAUGAACCAGACGAUGCCCCAGCCUCAGAGCUGCCCACAUGCCUGCUGUGUGUGUGUCUGACCGGCUCUGUGUACUGUGAGGAGGUCGUUCCAGAGAUGACUGCUGUGCCCACCCUGCCCAAGGAGACUGCCUACUUCUACGCACGCUAUAACAAGAUCAACAAGAUCACCAAUAAAGACUUCGCAGAUAUCGUGACUCUGAAGAGAAUCGACCUGACGGGGAACCUGAUCUCGGAGAUCCAGGACGGAGCGUUCUCCAAGCUUACCCUGUUGGAGGAACUCAAUUUGGCUGAGAACCAUCUGGUCAAGCUGCCCAUGCUGCCCGGCAAGCUCACAACCUUCAACGCCAACCACAAUCAUCUCAAAACCAAAGGGGUCAAGGCCAACGCCUUCAAGAAACUGAAGCAGCUGGUUAACCUGUUCCUCGGAGACAAUGAGCUGGAGGCCGUGCCAGUGAUCCCUGAGAGCGUUCGCAUUAUUCACCUACAGAACAACAACAUCACUGAUGUCACCACCGACACGUUCUGUAAUGGCAACAACACGUACUACAUCAGACCCAACCUGAUAGAGGUGAGGUUGGAUGGGAACCCAGUGCUGCUGUCCAAGUCCCCAGACAGCUUCACCUGCCUCAAGUCUCUUCCCGUCGGAAAGUACCGCUAAACAAAAGACUCCCCGGGGGGAAAGGUCUUCUGUAAGGUUGUGAAAUUUCGGUAACUUUUCCAAAAUUCCCAGGUUUUCCAGAAAUCCUAGUUGGAGGAGUCCUAGAGCCUGUUGAGAACAGACGUUCCGCUAGCAGAACGCCUAGCCAACAUCCAAUGGAACAGCAGGGCGCGAAAUACAAACCUCAAAAAUCUAAUAAUUUCAAUUUCUCAUUAUUUUAUUCUCUCACUAUUUUACAACCAUUUUAAAGAUACACUUCUCCUUAAUCCAACCACAUUGUCCGAUUUCA